This is a messenger RNA of Sporothrix schenckii 1099-18, 279 nucleotides long. RefSeq lists its product as uncharacterized. The record is from RefSeq and is a predicted model, not a curated record. Lineage: Eukaryota; Fungi; Ascomycota; Sordariomycetes; Ophiostomatales; Ophiostomataceae. The transcript has a single exon. Bases 1 to 279 code for a protein of 92 amino acids.
AUGUCGAAGCCUGGAAGGAGCGACUGCUGCGGUGCAGAAACGUGCGCAUCACGCUCGCUUGGCCUCGCGUUUUGCUCGGCGACCGGGCCAGGGCCAGUGCCAAAUGCCCAGUUCAAUGGGCGACGUCUUGGGCCGGAGGGAUUCGUGUCUUACUCAUUCUGCCUGCGGAUUCCUCAGAAACCGCAGCAGAAGUGGGUCUCGUUACGAGAGAAUGCGAGACGAACCAAGAGACGGACCAGGGCUCCAUCGAGGUUCACCGCCGCCGCCGGCUGCGCGUAA